AUGUUUUAUAUGCCUUUUGUUUCAAUCACGGUUUUCACGACGUUACAACACUAUCUAUCUAUCUAUCUAUCUAUCUAUCUAUCUAUCUAUCUAUCUAUCUAUCUAUCUAUCUGUUAUGGUCCUGUUUCUGACUUGAAGUACCUGUUCUUGGUAGGAGGAUUUGCCGAAUCACCAAUGCUGCAGCAUUUUGUCCGACAAGAAUUCGGAGAUAUCCUCAAAGUGAUCAUUCCACAAGGAGUUGGAUUAUCCAUUUUGAAAGGUGCUGUGCUCUAUGGCUUAGACCCGUCGGUGGUCAGUAUACGCCGCUGUCGUUUGACCUACGGCGUUGGUGUCUUGAACAAAUUCGACGAGAACAAGCAUCCGCAGGAUAAGCUAUUUACAAAGGACGGCAUGAAUUGGUGUUCGGAUGUCUUCGACAAAUUCGUGGUCAUCAACCAGCCAUUAAGGGCCGGAGACACGGUGGUUCGUAGCUAUACGCCGGCUAAGAUUGACCAGAAGCUGAGCAUCAUCAAUAUCUAUGCAUCCGACAAGAAGGACGUCCAGUUCAUCACCGACCCUAGUGUCCGGAAAUGUGGCACUCUAUCACUGGAUCUCUCCACGGAAAGUCCGAUUACCCCAACGCGGAGAGAGAUUCAGACCAUCAUGUCCUUUGCUGACACGGAGAUCCGGAUGACAGCAUUGGACGUCCUCACAGGGAAAUCGGUCAAAUCAACCAUUGAUUUCUUGGAAUGA
Molecule: messenger RNA, 732 nt
Organism: Acanthosepion pharaonis
Lineage: Eukaryota; Metazoa; Mollusca; Cephalopoda; Sepiida; Sepiidae
Source: the annotation of a GenBank genome assembly